AUGUGCGCACGUGAUGACGGGAACAUUCGGCCCGGAGGUCUCAACCUUGCAUCCUUGACUGAAGCAAGCACUCCGAACGUCGAUAUCACCUUCCCAUUCAACCCUCUACGUCUCUCCUCCCUCCUCGAGGCCACUCCUCCAGCCAAUUGCACUAUGAUGUCCGCUCGCUUCGCCCGCGCUGGCCUGCGUGCCACCCAGUUCUCCGUUCCUCGCACCGCUGCCGUUAACGGCAUCAGGUCCUAUGCCACCCCGGCCCAGGAGACCCGCGCCCCCGUCGCCCUGUUCGGCGUUGAUGGCACCUACGCCUCUGCUCUGUACACCGCUUCCGCCAAGUCCGCUGCUCUCGACCAGACUGCCCGUGCUAUCGCCAGCCUCGGCGAGACCCUCAAGACUGACAAGAAGCUCGGCGCCAUCCUCAGCGCUCCCAUGCUCACCAUCGCCGACAAGAAGUCCAUCGUCGAGGAGCUCGCUAAGGUCGCCGGUGCCGACAAGGCUGGUAUCCUCAAGAACUUCCUCGAGACUCUCGCCGAGAACAACCGUCUCGGUUCCCUCGAGGGUGUCUGUGAGAAGUUCGCUACUCUGAUGGGUGCUCACCGCGGCGAGAUCGACCUCAACAUUACCAGUGCUCAGGAGCUCGAUGCCAAGACCCUCUCCCGUCUUGAAAAGGCUGUUUCCAAGUCUCAGUUCAGCCAGGGCAAGAAGCUCAAGGUUGUUGCCAAGGUCAACCCCGACCUCAUUGGUGGACUCGUCGUUGAGAUUGGCGACCGUACCGUUGACCUCAGCGUUUCUUCCAAGAUCGCCAAGAUGAACAAGGCUCUUUCCGAUGCUUUGUAG
Penicillium digitatum Pd1 is the source of this 834-nucleotide messenger RNA. Its product is annotated as F1F0 ATP synthase subunit 5. NCBI's taxonomy places the organism in Eukaryota, Fungi, Ascomycota, Eurotiomycetes, Eurotiales, Aspergillaceae. Gene Ontology annotation, molecular function: proton-transporting ATP synthase activity, rotational mechanism. Gene Ontology annotation, cellular component: membrane. Gene Ontology annotation, biological process: proton motive force-driven mitochondrial ATP synthesis. The record is from RefSeq and is a predicted model, not a curated record.